UAUUCACCCAAAAAUUGAUUUGUGACGUCUAUAAUUAAUUUCCUAAAGAAAAUGGUUUAUCUAUCUAAAUUUAAUUAAAUCAUAUUCAAUAAAGUAAAAAAAACUGAACUUAUCGAACAAUGGCAGGAUUUUAUGGCAUUGAAUCUCAAAGAGAGGUGAUUCGUGUCCAUGUAAAGAAGAGUGAUGGCCUUCUCCAGCCAGAGUUUAAGAAGUUUUCCAUCGACCCCCAGAUCACCUCGUUUGAGAUGCUCCAGAAUCUCCUAGCUAAGGCAUUUGACAUUCAAAGUGACUUCACCAUCAGCUAUGCAUCCCAGGACGGUGGUCAGGAUGUGUACCUCAGCAUGCUGUCUGAUUGGGACAUGGAUGCCGCGUUUCAGAAUGCCUCUGACCCAUGCCUCAAACUCAAGGUCGACCUUAAACCCUUUGAUGAUGCACUGGAGGAUUGGGACAUUAUAGCGCCAGUAGAGAUCCCUCAGUACCGGAUGACCUUCCUUGACCGCAGCAACUUCUUUGGCAACAUCACAGGCACCAUCUCAAACAAAAUGGGGAAAACUGUCAACCAAGUCCAGAGAGCAAUAGGCAUGAAAACGGAGGAUGAGCAGCAGUACCGGCCUGUGAAGGCUCCAAUGAGCGACAUGGAGUUCCGUAACUACAUGGACUCAGAUGGGCACAUGGUUAAACCUGGGGAGUUCCGACUGAGUAUCUACCAGGGUGGGGUGGAAAACUCCCUUCGACGUGUUGUGUGGCGCCAUCUACUGAACAUCUACCCAGAGUCAAUGUCAGGGAGGGAGAGGUUUGCCUACAUGAAGAAGAAAGAGAAUGAGUACUUUGAGUUGCGAGAUAAAUGGAGGCAGCUUUUCAAUGAGCGGAAGGUGUCGGAAGAUAUUAUACAUGUAGCCACUCUUGUGAAGAAAGAUGUGCUAAGAACUGAUAGAGGUCACAAGUAUUAUUCUGGGGGUGAUGAUAGUAAAAAUCUGAUAGCGUUGUACAAUCUCCUAGUCACAUAUGCCUUGACCCACCCAGAGGUGUCAUACUGCCAGGGUAUGAGUGACAUUGCGUCGCCCAUCCUUGUAGUGCAGAAGGAGGAGGCACAAGCCUAUCUCUGUUUCUGUGGCUUAAUGAAGAGACUGCGAUCAAACUUCUUGUAUGAUGGUGAAGCAAUCACCACAAAGCUUCAACACUUGUCCCUGCUAGUGCAAUUCUAUGACCCAGUGUUUCAUUCCUACAUGAAGGAGCAUGGCGCAGAUGACCUGUUCUUCUGCUACAGGUGGCUGCUUCUUGAACUCAAACGUGAGUUCCCCUUUGAGGAUGCCCUUUACAUGCUGGAGGUGAUGUGGAGCACGCUGCCUCCCAAUCCCCCGGAGGAAGAACUCACCCUUACAGACUCUGACUACUGUCCCUCUCUUCUUGUGACCGUAUCUCCCAAUUCACCAUCAUUCGCGGUGAAAACACAGUAUUCUCACCUGCUUGCCAAGAGAAGGCUGUCGACUAUUGUGAAAGACAACUCUGGGUUGACUGCCCAUUCACCAAAGACUGGAAUGGCCUCCCCUAAGACUGCUACAUUGAUACUAGAAAAUGGGCUUGAUGAUAAACUUCAAACAGUGAAAGAAGAAAGGAGUGAAUCUAAAAUGUCAUCAAACACUGACAAUUUAGACUUUGAACCAAGCAUGAGGAAAACUGGAAGUAUGGACGGUAAAAUUGUUACGAAAAAUCAUCCCACUGAUGAUGAAAACAUUCCAGGUAUAUUGAAACAAAAAGAAGACAUCUUAUCAAAACCUGAUGAUGCAUUGAACAAUGUGAACAGUGAAAUAAGAGACGACACUUCUGAAAGUAUAACUUACAAUGAACAAAAUGUCAUGGACUGUGUCAAACAUAAUGAUUUAAAAAAAGAAAGGAAGGAUGAAAUGUGUAAAUCCGAUGACAAAUCCCGCGACUCUAGUGAAGGAAGCAGUCCAAGUGAGAAAUGGAGCAGCUAUUACAGUCCCCCCAUGUCCCUGCCAUCUGACAAUGGCCAGCUGAUCAGUAGCUCCGUGAGCUCUGCCUCAUAUCUCUCCUCCCAAUCUGAAGACAGGUUUCCUAGUCUAAUAUCGGCCAGUGUUGAUAGUCGCAUUGUUGACAGUGAAACUGAGGUGAUAUGUUCAACUGAGGGAAUGAUUCUUUCAGCAAAUGAGAGCCAUUAUGUUUCCAGUGAGAUUCCAAUGGGUCUAAGCAGUAGUCCAGCAGUAAAUAACAAUAACACCAUUUGUGAGGACGAAAACGACGACCAUGCACAAUUUCAUUUAUCCCUUGAGAAGAAUGAGUCAGACAUUUUGAAAAAGGCCAGCAGUACCAAUGUGCCUCAAAUAAAAGGUUCAUUUUUCAGCGGCAUGAAAAGAAUUCUGAUGUCACCAAAGCAUAGGCCAGGAAAGGCACAGCCUGUGAAUGUGGCACAAAAUGUUGAUGCAAAGAAUAAUUCUAACAUUAAGAACAAUGUGAAUGGGCCUUUGCACAGAAGUAUGGUAGACUACAGAAACACAGAUGACAAUGAUACAGAGCAUACACUGUUUGAGGUUAACCGGCUGAUGAGAAGUCACAGUUUGGAUUCUGACAGUGGCAAUGGUUCAUUGGUAUCCUCUUUAAACUCGGCUUCUCUGCACCCAAACAGCACAGGCACAUCUGGUCAUAAUAGUAAAAAGAAGAAAACAAGUCAGCCGAAGGACAUCUUAUCAACAGAGCAUCAAAAUUACUUUGACAAAAAGUAUGCAGAAAUUAUGUCAGAAAUUCCACAGCCAAGUGAACCAUCUGGAAAUGGUGGAAAGGCCCCAUCAUUCUGUGAAAACCAUUUUAGUAUGAACAACACCGUCACAACCAGGACUGAUGAAACCAAGGAGAAGGACGAUAUCAGUGUAUGUCAGGAGGCUGUUGACAUUUGUCAGGAGGCUGUUGAUCAAGAGGAAAUUGCUCUGUUUCAGUUCAAGCAGCUGCCUGCACCUGACCAGUUUGGUUAUGGUAAUCCAUUCCUCAUGUUUGCCUGUCUCACCCUACUUCUACAACACAGGGACGUGAUAGUGAACACUGGCAUGGAAUAUGAUGAACUGGCCAUGUACUUCGACAAACGUGUACGCAAACACCAUGUGAACAAGGUCUUGCAACAGGCCCGCCAACUCUACACUGAAUACAUACGCAUGCAACAGAAACUACAGCAAGAUAAAGAUACUUUACCAGAAUUUAGUGUCUAAUAACUUGUAAAGUGAUGACUCUUACAGGUAGUACUCAUGUACAGACUUGAACAUGUAGUACCUGUAUACCAACUCUUACAUGUAGUACCUGUAUACUGACUCGAACAUGUAGAACCUGUACCUGUAUACUGAUUCAUACAUGUAGUACCUGUAUACCGACUCUUACAUGUAGUACCUGUAUACUGACUCUUACAUGUAGUACCUGUAUACUGACUCAUACAUGUAGUGCCUGUAUACUGAUUCAUACAUGUAGUACCUGUAUACCGACUCUUACAUGUAGUACCUGUAUACUGACUCUUACAUGUAGUACCUGUAUACUGACUCUUACAUGUAGUACCUGUAUACUGACUCGAACAUGUAGAACCUGUACCUGUAUACUGAUUCAUACAUGUAGUACCUGUAUACCGACUCUUACAUGUAGUACCUGUAUACUGACUCUUACAUGUAGUACCUGUAUACUGACUCUUACAUGUACUACCUGUAUACUGACUCAUACAUGUAGUGCCUGUAUACUGACUCAUACAUGUA
Molecule: messenger RNA, 3746 nt
Organism: Mya arenaria
Lineage: Eukaryota; Metazoa; Mollusca; Bivalvia; Myida; Myidae
Exons: 5
Coding region: 120-3218 (1032 amino acids)
Biological process (GO): activation of GTPase activity; regulation of autophagosome maturation
Cellular component (GO): autophagosome
Molecular function (GO): GTPase activator activity
Source: RefSeq, a predicted model, not a curated record